This is a messenger RNA of Cryptococcus amylolentus CBS 6039, 3042 nucleotides long. Its product is annotated as oxoglutarate dehydrogenase (succinyl-transferring), E1 component. Gene Ontology annotation, molecular function: thiamine pyrophosphate binding; oxoglutarate dehydrogenase (succinyl-transferring) activity. The transcript has 6 exons. Gene Ontology annotation, cellular component: oxoglutarate dehydrogenase complex; mitochondrion. NCBI's taxonomy places the organism in Eukaryota, Fungi, Basidiomycota, Tremellomycetes, Tremellales, Cryptococcaceae. Bases 1 to 3042 code for a protein of 1013 amino acids. The record is from RefSeq and is a predicted model, not a curated record. Gene Ontology annotation, biological process: tricarboxylic acid cycle.
AUGCUCAGGACUCUCCCCAGAAACGUCCGCCUGCCGUCAAGGGCCACCCUCCGACCCAAACACUUCUCCCCGGCCCUCGCCGCGAGAAAACACUACGCCACAGAGGCCGUCGCGCCCAGCAAGAAUGACUUGUUUGCCAACGGCGGCAAUGCCUACUACACUGAGGAGAUGUACCGUCUCUGGAAACAAGACCCCAAGUCUGUCCACGUAUCCUGGCAAACAUAUUUCGCCGGUCUCGACAAGGGUCUCCCUUCCUCCCAGGCCUUCACCCCUCCCCCCGGCAUGCUCGGUGCUGUCCCCACACCUGCUGGCGGCAGCCCCAAGCUGUCAGUAGAGGGCAGCGGUGAUGUCACCGACUAUCUCAAAGUGCAACUCCUCAUCAGGGCCUACCAAGUCCGAGGCCACCACAUUGCCAACCUCGAUCCCCUCCGUAUCUCCGAUGCCGACCUGUCGUCCCGCGUACCUCCCGAGCUGAAACUCGAGUACUAUGGUUGGACAGAGGAAAGCCUGAGUAAAGAGUUCAAGCUUGGUGACGGUAUCUUGCCCAGAUUUUCUGGACACGUCAAGAGCGACACGAUGACUUUGGGACAGAUCGUUGAUGAGCUCAAACGGAUGUACUGCACCCACAUCGGAAGUCAGUACGUCCACAUUGUCGACCGUGGACAGUGCGACUGGAUCCGUGAACGUGUCGAAAUCCCCACCCAAUGGCAAUACUCUACCGAAGAAAAACGCAUGAUUCUCGACCGACUCAUGUGGUCCGAGCUCUUCGAAAAGUUUAUCGCCUCCAAAUACCCCAACGAGAAGCGUUUCGGUCUCGAGGGUUGUGAAUCCCUCAUUCCCGGUAUGAAGGCCCUCAUCGACCGAUCCGUCGAUGCCGGCGUCAAGUCGAUCGUCAUGGGUAUGCCCCACCGAGGACGUCUCAACGUCUUGGGUAAUGUCAUCCGAAAGCCCAUCGAGGCCAUCUUGAACGAGUUCAAGGGUAACGACGAUGCCGACGACACUGGUGGUGGUGAUGUCAAGUACCACCUCGGUGCCAACUAUGUCCGUCCCACCCCCAGCGGAAAGAAGGUCUCUCUGUCCCUCGUUGCCAACCCCUCGCAUCUUGAAGCCGAGGACCCCGUGGUGCUUGGUAAGACGCGUGCUAUCCAGCACUUUGAAAGCGAUGAUGGGGAUGGAUCGUCCGCGAUGGGUGUCUUGCUGCAUGGUGAUGCCGCGUUUGCCGGUCAGGGUGUCGUCUACGAGACCAUGGGUAUGGCCAACUUGCCCAACUAUGGUACCGGCGGUACCAUCCACUUGAUUGUCAACAACCAGAUCGGUUUCACCACCGACCCCCGAUUCGCGCGAUCCACCCCUUACCCCUCUGAUAUCGCCAAGUCUAUCGACGCUCCCAUCUUCCACGUGAACGGUGACGAUGUCGAGGCUGUCAACUAUGUCUGUACCCUUGCUGCCGACUGGCGAGCGACGUUCAAGAAGGAUGUCGUCAUUGACAUUGUGUGCUACCGACGAUACGGUCACAACGAGACUGACCAGCCGUCCUUUACCCAGCCCAAGAUGUACAAGGCUAUCCAGAAGCAGCCUACCGUCUUGUCCAUCUACACCGACAAGUUGAUCCAGGAGGGUACCUUCACCGAGAAGGAGAUUGAUGAGCACAGGCAGUGGGUCUGGGGAAUGCUUGAAAAGGCGUUUGACGGGUCGAAAGAGUACAAGCCUUCGCCCAGAGAAUGGCUUUCGUCCUCAUGGGAGGGUUUCCCCUCGCCCAAGGAGCUUGCCGAGGAGGUCCUCCCCCACCACCCCACCGGUACUUCCGAGGACACCCUCAAGCACAUUGGAGAGGUCAUCUCUUCCUUCCCCGACGGUUUCACCCCUCACAAGAACCUUGCCCGAAUCAUCGGCAACAGGGGCAAGACUGUCAAGGAGGGCAAAAACAUUGACUGGUCGACUGCCGAGGCGCUUGCUUUCGGUGCCUUGUGUCUUGAAGGCACCCACGUCCGAGUUUCCGGUCAGGAUGUCGAGCGAGGUACCUUCUCCCAGCGACACGCCGUCGUGCAUGACCAGGAGACCGAGCAGGCCUACAUUCCCCUCAAGCACCUCGGUGCCGACCAGGGUUCCUUCACCGUGACCAACUCGCACUUGUCUGAAUUCGGUACCCUUGGUUUCGAGCUUGGUUACUCGCUCGUCUCGCCCAACAGUUUGACCAUGUGGGAAGCGCAGUUUGGUGAUUUCGCCAACAAUGCGCAAUGUAUCAUUGACCAGUUCCUCGCUGCUGGUGAGCGAAAGUGGCUCCAGCGAACCGGUUUGGUACUCUCCCUCCCCCACGGUUACGAUGGACAGGGUCCUGAACACUCUUCUGGUCGAAUCGAGCGAUUCCUCCAGUUGUGUGAUGACGACCCCCGAGUCUACCCUUCCCCUGAAAAGUUGGACAGGCAACAUCAGGACUGCAACAUGCAGGUCGUUUACCCCACCACCCCUGCCAACUACUUCCACGUCCUUCGACGACAGAACAAGAGGGACUUUAGAAAACCUUUGAUCGCCUUCUUCUCAAAGGCCCUCCUCCGACACCCCGCUGCCCGAUCUACCCUCGAAGAUAUCUCUGGCGAAACAAUGUUCCAGCGAUACAUUCCCGACUCCCACCCCGAAAGCCUCGUUGCGCCCGAAAAGAUCCGCAGACAUAUCCUCUGUACUGGUCAGGUCUACUACCAGCUCUUGAAGGAGCGUGAAGAGCGAGGUGUGAACGACGUCGCGAUUUCGAGGAUUGAGCAGUUGAGCCCGUUGCCUUAUGACCUUUUGACCCCUCAUCUGGAUACGUAUCCUAACGCCGAGAUCACCUGGGCCCAGGAGGAGCCUUUGAACAACGGUCCUUGGACAUAUGUCCAGCCCCGAUUGAUCACUGCCCUCAAGCAGACCGAGCACCACAAGGACAAGGUCCCCACCUACGUCGGCAGGAAGCCCAGUAGUUCCGUCGCCACCGGUUCCAAGGGUGCGCACAAGAAGGAGAUUGAGGCCAUCAACGAGGGUGCUUUCGGCACCGAGUCUCAAGAGUAG